Messenger RNA from Drosophila suzukii, 1202 nucleotides. Its product is annotated as mitochondrial E3 ubiquitin protein ligase 1. Gene Ontology annotation, molecular function: ubiquitin-protein transferase activity. Gene Ontology annotation, biological process: protein ubiquitination; organelle organization. NCBI's taxonomy places the organism in Eukaryota, Metazoa, Arthropoda, Insecta, Diptera, Drosophilidae. The record is from RefSeq and is a predicted model, not a curated record.
ACGAAAACACAGCCACACUAAUAAAACAGAUGUUUAUAAUAGGGUAAAUAACAUAUCAAAAUAUGGAAUUUUUACACGAAUCGAUUGCGCUGGGCGUGGAUUUGAUAAUAAUAGGUAUAUGUGCGCGGGAGUAUGUGCACUACAAGCGCACUGCCCAGGUGCUAAAGGCGGCACCGCAAUACAACAUCGAUGGGGAUCUGAAAUCGGUGGUGGAGCGGCAGCGCGACAAGAAGAUACCAUAUGCGGUAAUCCGGGGAACAGUAACCCCCCUUGGGGUUCCCCUGAAGAGUAGCCUGGUGCCCAGUGUCAGUGGUGUCCUGCAGAUUGUGAAGCUGCACGAGCACAGAAUCACCCGGGGAUUCGCUGGCUUCUGGACUGAGCACCACAAGCUGAUCCACGAGUCCGCCAACGAGAUGCCCUUUGAGUUACGCAACCAACAACACGGUGUGGAGAUUGUGGACGCCUUGAGUGCAGCUGUUUUGGACGUGGACAUGGUCUAUGACAACUACGAGCCCUCCAGUCUGUCCUUAUUCGACCAUCUGUUUGGUUUCUUCUCCGGCGUUCGUCAGAGGGGACUACAAACAACAGAGGAGGUCCUGAGGGAGGGCAGCUUCCUGACCGCCAUUGGUGAACUAGAAUUGGACGGCAAUACGCUGCGCAUGCAGCCCUCCAAGGAGGGUCCCCUUUUCCUGACCACCGCCACCAAGUCCACGCUCAUCAAACGGUUCGAAGAUGCUAAGGCAGCCACGAUACUCAAGCUGCUUUUUUGUAGCACCAUCUCUGCCAUCCUGGUAGCCGUUAUUGCCAAGAAGUACUACCGAAAGAGGAAACAGGAACGAGAGGAGGCCAAAAUACGCAAUCGCCUGGAGACGGAGCGCCGGGAACGACGAGCGAGGAGUCGUCCUCACACUCUCUCCCAGGAUCAGCUCUGCGUAGUCUGCUCCACCAACCCCAAAGAGGUUAUCCUACUGCCCUGUGGUCACGUAUGUCUCUGCGAGGACUGCGCCCAGAAAAUCUCCAUCUCCUGCCCCGUGUGUCGCGGUAAUAUCGCCUCUAAGGCAGCCGCCUUCAUCGCCUAGAUAUCAGCCGAAUGCCAACAAGAUCACCUUGUACCUGUGCGCGCCAAACUUAUUAUUUUGUUACAAUGCUCGUGUACGGCAUUUAUUUUAAAAUUAUUUAAAGUCUUCACAUCGAAAAGUUAA